Messenger RNA from Acaulospora colombiana, 319 nucleotides. NCBI's taxonomy places the organism in Eukaryota, Fungi, Glomeromycota, Glomeromycetes, Diversisporales, Acaulosporaceae. The record is from the annotation of a GenBank genome assembly.
AUGGAUAAACGAGUGGAGCAAUUGAGAAACGAAGCUUUUUGGAUGACAUUCAUAUCUGAGAAUUUUGCCUCUGCUACUUAUGGUCGGCCAAAUAUGAUCGACGAAAUGGACUGCGACGUAGACGUUCCUACUAUACCAUCCGGUUAUCAACCGUUGGACGAAAGAACUCGACUUCAAAAUUUUUUGGUGCAAGAAGAUGAAAGUAAAUUCCGAAUCUUGGAUACGGCUCUCGGAAAUUGGUUUCAUAAUCUUCCGAGUUGGCUGAAAUUUGAAGAAAUGAUGGAAGAUCCCAACAGAACUCUGUUGAAUGGUAUAGGUG